Molecule: messenger RNA, 1196 nt
Organism: Jaminaea rosea
Lineage: Eukaryota; Fungi; Basidiomycota; Exobasidiomycetes; Microstromatales
Exons: 5
Coding region: 9-989 (326 amino acids)
Source: RefSeq, a predicted model, not a curated record
CUUCAAGCAUGCGCGCUACCACCAUGACCGCCCUUUUGGGCGCCGUCUCCCUCAGCUUCGCCACUCUGGCACUUGCCACCAGUGGUCAGUCCAAGCCUCAGCGUGACACGUCCGUUCCAGCGUGCGACCAGCCCGAUGGGUCGUUGACCACGCGCAAGAACUUUGGCAAGGGUGUUGCCUGGUCGCCCGAGGGUAUCAUCCCCAUUGAGCAGAGUGACGAUCCCGUCUUUUAUCUCAGUCCCGGCGAGAGUGCAUGUGGCGGUCGCAAGUACAAAGACUCGGACGCCGGUGUCUGUCUCUCUGCUGGCUGGGUCAACUCGGCCUACCACAACUCCUGCGAUCGCUGGGUCGAAGUCCAAUUGCCUGCUCUGGGCACCAAGGUUGCCGCGCGCGUGCUUGAUAGCUGUGGCGGCGACGACCCUGCAAAGAGUACCUUCAACUGUAAUGACGUGUACCUCACCUUAUCGUCGUGGAGCGCUUUGGCUGAAGGCAACAAGACCAUCAUCGAUGCCGGACGACUCCCUGGCCCGGUCAACUGGCGCUUCAUUAAGGAGCCUUGCUUCGGCUGCGAGGAAGGCCUGCCCGGCAUCAAGCCCUUCGGAGGCCAAGACACCUGCAUGGGGCCCGACGACUGGGGAGUCAUGCGCAACGGCCGCAGGAGGGGAGCUGAGCGCAAGUUCGGUGCUGACGCUGGGAACGCUUGCAGCGGUCUCGCAGGCGGCGGCCACGGAUACAACGUCGACCUUUUCAAAGCGUCCGCCAUCAAGCACGGCUACAAGCUCAACCUUGGCCACACGCACACCCACUCUGCUACGCCCCCUCGCGACGAGACUCAGCAGCACAAGGCUGGAUUCACCGUCAUUGAGCGUACCGAGGGUGGCAAGAUAGUCAAGGGAAAGAAGAAACGCUUCGAGCUCCUCGAGGAGGCUCAUAACUUCAGGGCGAAGCUGAUGCGCAAUGAGGCUGCUCAGGAGGGAUACGAGAAGUGAGAUUGCCGCAUACUAUUCACCUACGGCCCACUUUGAGUCAUAGCCACAGACAUCUUCUAAUGUCGCCUCCUUGAUUCUUUAUUUUAUUGUCUCGACCCUGCUCCGCCCAAUCCGCCGCCAUACUACUUCUCCUACGCUGCCACCAGGUGUGCUACGCUUAUUUUGUCGUCUUCACUAAUGCUACCAUUACUACUCAAGUCGAUGUGC